AGGAGGCUGCCUGGCGAGCAACAGUGCUUUCGCCUGGCGCCCGAACUUGUGCCGGCGUAGGGCGCGGGGCUGCGGCGCCGGCUCCCACCCCCUGCGAGUCCCCGAAGCGGCGGCAGGAGAGAGCCGGCGGCGGAGCCCCUGGGGCCGUGGAGCGGGCAGAACGCGCCAGAGGUGUCGGCGCUGGUCCCAUUGUCUGGCGAGGGGAAGCGAAGCGAAGUUGCGGCUGUGUGUGUGAGGCGGGGCCAGUGGUGAGGGGACGAAGGGAAGCCAGCUGAGGGGGGCAGCCGCCAGACUCCGCGCAUCUCCCUGCCUGGCGCGCCCGGGCUGGGGCGCCGCGCCUGGGGCGGCUGCCAUGGAGCCCAAGCACAAGGAGCUGCUGGCCCAGUGUCACCAGAGCCUGGCCCAGGCCAUGACCGAGGUGGACCGGGUGGUGGAGCUGCUGGAGGCGGCCGGCGCCCUCGGCCCUCACGACUUGCACCAGCUCCGCGAAGCCGGGCUCAGCCCGCCAGCGGGAGGAGGAGGAGGAGAAGCGGGCGGCGGGGAGAGAGGAGCCGCCGCCGGCAGCGCCUGCAAGGCCGAGCUGCUCAUCCAGCUGCUGCUGGCCAAGGAGCGGGACCAUUUCCAGGACCUGCGCGUGGCCCUGGAGAAGACGCAGCCCCACCUGCUCGCCAUCCUUUACCUGAACAACGGCGCGGCCGGCGCGCAGCCCGGAGACACGGCGGGGUCAACUUACAGUGUACUGUCCAUAAUGCCAUCAGACUCUGAAAGUAGCAGUUCUCUUAGCAGUACCGGUACGACAGGCAAAGCCUCAUCACCGCCACCUGCAGUCAUAGAUGUGAGGCAGAUGAACGAGAAGUUGGAGACCAUUUUGUUUCAACUCCGCCAGGUGACCCGUGAGCGGGAUGAAUUGCGGAAGCGCCUUGCACUUUCCUCUCCUGGGUCAACCUUUGAUGAUUGCAGGCCAAGCCCUAAACCAAACCACGAUUACGAAAGAUUGAAGGUACAGUGUAUGAAGGCCAUGUCUGACUUACAGUCUCUACAGAACCAGCACACCAAGACACUAAAAAGAUGUGAAGAGGCUGCCAAGGAGGCUGAUUUUUAUCAUACCUUACACAGCCGUCUGCUGAGUGACCAGUCCCAGCUCAAGGAAGACAUGGACACCUUGAAGCGGAAGAACAGCCAGUUGGUACGAGAGCACAAUCACCUCCAACAAUCGUGCGAGGAAAUGAAGAGGCUUCAUGAUGAGGAUCAGAAAGAGAUCACGGACCUGCGCAGUCAGCAGCAACAGGUUAUGAAGCAGAAUGGGUCAUCGGAGAUACUGAAUAAACUCUACGACACGGCAAUGGACAAGCUGGAAGGCGUGAAGAAGGAUUAUGAUGCACUAAGAAAGCGGUACAAUGAGAAGAUAGCCAGCCACAAUACUGAUCUGAGCCGGCUGGAGCAGGCGGAGGAGGAGAACAGGCGCCUCCAGAAACAGAUGGACAUGUUGAUGAAGCAGCGGGACACGGCCAUCCAUUUCCAGCAGCAGUAUUCCUCCUCUCUGAGAAGAUUUGAAACGGUGCAGCAAGAACUAAGUAAAGCCACUGCCCAAAACAAGGAGCUGCAGAGAGAAAUGGAGCGCUUGCAGUCAGAGGUGACCAGGUUUAAGACGAUGCAGCUGAAGGCGGUGAAGGAUGCGGAGAAGCACAAGGAAGAGCGGGACUCCGUGUUCAGCGAGUAUCGCCUCAUCAUGAGUGAGAGGGACCAAGUCAUCAAAGAAGUGGAUAAACUUCAAACGGAGCUGGAGCUGGCAGAAUCCAAACUGAAAAACACAUCCUCGGAGAAGAGAGUGGCCAGCGAGGAAAUGGAAGCUUUAAGACAGGAACUCAACUCGGCUCUAGUGGAACGCGACCAAGCCAUCUGCGAAAGGAACGAGCUCUUGGAAAAGUACUGCCAUGAAGUGAAAGACAAGGCUGAGGCCCAGAAGGAGCUUGAUCAAGCAUGCAAGGAUAUUGAGACAGUGAAAGAAGAGAGAGAUGUGGCCAGGAAGGAGAGGACGGAAGCUAUCAUUCAGAGGGACCACCUGCUGAGAGAGUACUAUCAAGCUCGCCAGAUACAAGAUUCUGCUACACUGGAUAUUGAAAGAGCCAACAAAGAAAUCGACAUGCUUCGGAAGCAAUAUGAGGCCAUGUCUCAGGAGCUGAAAGAAGCUGUCCAGGAAGCAGAAGUCGCAAAGUGUAGGCGAGAUUGGGCCUUCCAGGAACGUGACAAGAUUGUUGCAGAAAGAGAGAGCAUACGGACUCUGUGUGACAACUUGAGGAGGGAGAGGGACAGAGCGGUCAGCGACCUGGCUGAGGCGCUUCGCAACCUGGAUGAUAUGAGGAAGCAAAAGAAUGAUGCUGUGCGUGAAUUGAAAGAGCUGAAAGAAAAGAUGGAGAAUCAGUUGGAAAAGGAAGCAAGGUUUCGUCAAUUGAUGGCCCACAGUUCUCAUGAUUCAGCCAUUGAUACAGAUUCUCUGGAAUGGGAAACAGAAGUUGUAGAGUUUGAGAAAGACAGGGAAGAUAUGGAUUUGAAAGCUCUUGGAUUUGACGUGGCUGAAGGUGUGAACGAGCCGUAUCUUCCUGGAGACUGUGGAAUAUUUGUUACCAAAGUGGACAAAGGAAGUAUUGCAGAUGGACGCUUACGAGUGAAUGAUUGGCUGCUGAAGAUAAAUGAUGUGGACCUCACCAACAAAGACAGGAAGCAAGUUAUUAAGGCUGUGCUUAAUGGUGGAGGAGUAAUUAAUAUGGUUGUUCGCAGAAGGAAGUCCUUAGGAGGGAAGGUGAUAACACCUCUGCACAUCAGUCUUUCCGGCCAUAAAGAUAGUGGGAUUAGUCUAGAAAAUGGUGUGUUUGUUGCUGCUGUAGUGCCUGGCAGCCCAGCUGCCAAAGAGGGGUCUCUCUGUGUGGGAGACAGGAUAAUUGCCAUAAAUGGCAUUGCACUAGAUAAUAAAUCACUGACUGAAUGUGAAGCCUUACUGCGAAACUGCAGGGAGUCUCUUACACUUUCGUUGAUGAAGGUUUUUCCUCAGAGUUCAUGUUCAUCUUGGAGCGGUCAAAACAUAUUUGAAAACCUCAAGGAUCCAGAGAAAAUAUCUAACUGUAGGGUCCAUACCUCGGAUGUGCAGGUUCAGAAUAAAAGAAAUUUGAAACACAAUAGCUCCACCCAAACGGACAUUUUCAGCCCAGACAUAAUGGACACUAAGAAGGAUCAGAAUGACCAAGAAGGUGGCUUGUAUUGUGAUCUCAAACCCUUCUCCAGUGGUGUUUUACACACCGGCUCCCACCGUCGCUCAGUCCACGGGUGCCAUAGUAACUCAGAGCACAGCCUUGGCUCCUUUAAUCCAGAUCUGUAUGGGGAGGCAAGCUAUGGGAUCAUUAACCUGGACAGCAGACGGUUGCCAUUCGAGCCCCCCGUCACAGACUGCAUGAUGGCGGAGAGCACGCUGGACAAAGAACAUGGUGGGAAGCACAGUGGUGGCACCUGGCCUAAAGUCAUGGUCAGCAUCGCAGCUGUAGAGACAGAAAAGUUCUCUGUGUACAAAAAGCCAAAACAGAGGAAGUCCAUUUUCGAUCCUGAUACUUUCAAAAGACCUCGGACUCCUCCCAAAAUGGACUAUUUGUCUCCAAAUCCAGUGUUAGGACAUUCACCCCAACCCUCGAAAACUGAAGCCAUUUCUACCCCUCCCACGCCUCCUAAGAGGAGUGACUCUAUUAAGUUUAAACAUAAACAGCAAGCCAGUUCCACUUCAGACUCAACUGUGACCACAGGCUCCCCACCUCCCAGUCCAGCUACUGUGCAACCCCCUGUGUCGGUCGACCUCAAACCAGACUGUGGUAUCCACAAGGGGCGGGGCAGGCCCUCUGGGCACUAUUACAGGGAAGAGGGGGUUGACUCUGCCCGUUUGCUGUCGAGGAAAUCCUGUGAAGAUGACAUUGGCUUUCAACGCGUGGAAGAGCCUGAGGUUAAAAGACCAAGACCCAAAUCUGCUCCUGCCUUGAGACAUAAACUAACACCUGUGCCCAUUCCUAAUCCAUCUCAUCAGGUGCAAAAAUACACGCCCGCAAGUGAAGAGCAUCUUUCUCCGGAGCUACAGGAGUGGCCAUUGUAUUCACCAAAACGGUUCAGUAGGCACAGUGACGGGUUUGUGCCUACCUCACUCUAUGCUGGAAGCCUGUCGGCAGGUACCGUGCCAAGGAACAUUGCACCAUGUCCUGCUGUAACUGCAGUUAUGAGAAAUCCCAUUUAUACUGCUUGGAGCCAUAGAGUUAACACCGCCAAUUGUCCAUCAGUUGCCAGCCAGUUCUGUCACCAGCAUCUGCACCCCAGUGCUCAGCACCAAGGACGCUUGAGUCUGGACUUGAGUCAUAAGCACUCCAGUGAAUGUCCUGAAAAUUCACGUACAAGAUCAUCACAUGGAUCAAAUUCACUUCCUUCCAGUGCAAGACUUGUAGGUUCUUCCAGCAACUUGCAGUAUAGAACAGAACGAAUAAAAAUACCUUUGACGCCAAGGUACCCGAGGUCCGUCAUUGGCUCCGACAGGGGUUCAUUGUCGCAUUCCGAAUGUAGCAGUCCUAGUCUGAUUACUCCUCCGCAGUCGCCAUUAAACUUGGAGACCUCGUCCUUCACCAGCAGCCAGUCACAGAAUUCUCUUUCUACGCUGCCCAGGAUCUCAGUGAGUCCAGUAUCAAUAGGACAACGAAGAAAAGACAAGCCGUACAUGGAAGAACCACGGCAUGUAAAAGUGCAGAAGGGCUCUGAACCUCUUGGGAUCUCCAUCGUGUGUGGCGAAAAUGGAGGCAUAUUUGUGUCGAAAGUAACUGGAGGGAGUAUUGCCCAUCAGGCUGGCCUCGAAUAUGGCGAUCAGUUGUUGGAGUUCAAUGGGAUAAACCUGCGGAAUGCUACGGAACAGCAGGCUCGGCUGAUAAUUGGACAGCAGUGUGAUACCAUAACUAUUCUGGCACAGUAUAAUCCACACAUGUUCCAGCUCGGUAAUCACUCACGUUCCAGUUCCCGCCUAGAACCUGUGAGCAGCAAUUCCACUCCACAAGGCAGUGGAGCUGCCACCCCUGACAGCCACUCAGUAAUUGAUACUGUGAGCGAGCAGGAUGAAGGGACAAUGACACCCCCAUCCAAACAGACCACUCCCACAACCAGUCCUCGCAAUUCCAUAAGGAAUUCCAUGGACACAAGUAAGAAGACCCCUGAACCUAGAACUGUUAUUGUCAAGAAGUCCCAAGCGGAACUUGGAAUCCAGAUCUGUGGUGGGAACCUGUAUGGAAUAUUUGUGUCUGAUCUUGAAGAAGACAGCCCUGCCAAAGGGCCUGAAGGACUGGUGCUAGGAGACAUGAUUCUUGAGUAUGCCUCUGUUGACAUGCGGAAUAGAACUGCAGAGGAAGCUUAUCUUGAAAUGCUGAAGCCAGGAGAAAGCGUUAGAAUAAAAGCCCAAUACAGAAUACAAGAGUUCAACAAGAUCAAAGAGUUACCUGGAGAUGGGUUCUACGUCAGGGCACUUUAUGACCGGCUUGCAGAAGUAGAACAGGAUUUGAGCUUUAAAAAAGAUGACAUUUUGUAUGUUGAUGACACUCUACCACAAGGGAACUUCGGUUGCUGGAUGGCAUGGCAGCUAGACGAGAGCGCUCAGAAGCUGGAAAGAGGACAGAUCCCCAGCAAAUACAUGAUGGAGCAGGAGUUCUAUCGGAAGCACAGCAUGUCCGAGGCUAAAGAUGAGAACAGUUCCACGAAGACGUCGUCAGCAGCAGCUCGGAGGUCGUUCUUUAGGAGGAAACAUAAACACAAACGCAGUGGGUCUAAAGAUGGGAAAGAUUUGCAGGCACUUGAUACCAUCAGCACAGACUCCAUUCCUUUCUUGGAUGAUGCAAUAAGCUUAGCUUAUCAGAGAGUCCAGAAAGUGGAUUGCACGUCUCCGAGGCCUGUGCUUAUUCUAGGGCCAUUGCUUGAUGCGGUGAAGGACAUGCUAGUAAAGGAAUCGCCAGGAAAAUUUUGCAGGUGUCCUCUUGAGGUGAUGAAAGCUUCUCAGCAAGCCAUUGAGCGGGGUGUGAAAGAUUGCCUAUUCAUAGACUAUAAGCGUAGGAGCGGACACUUCGAUGUGACGACUGUUGCCUCAAUAAAGGAGAUAACAGAGAAGGAUUGUCACUGUCUCUUGGAUAUUGCUCCUCAUGCUAUUGAACGGCUCCACAGCAUUCACAUCUACCCAAUUGUUGUCUUCAUUCGCUACAAAAAUGCCAAGCAGAUCAAGGAGCAAAAAGACCCGAUCUUUCUGCGGGACAAAGUUACCCAGAAACAUUCCAAAGAACAAUUUGAGACUGCUCAAAAAAUAGAACAGGAGUAUGGCAAAUACUUUACAGGUGUUGUUCAAGGAGGUCCUCUUUCAGCCAUUUGCACUCAGAUCAUGACAACUGUGGAUCAAGAGCAAAACAAAGUCUUGUGGAUUCCAGCCGGCCUUUUAUAGACAUAUGCUAUAAAAUGGCUGAAACUCUGCAACAGAUUAUAAACGAACAGUUAAGGGUAGGGCGGUCCAUUUACGGUGGGUGCAGAUUAUAGAGCCACAUAAAUGACAUUAUGUGGAAGGUGUACUUGGAAGGCAACGAUCCUUAUGUUGGAAGAAUUCUCAGAAGUUUCUUGCUCUAUGAAUGGACUAAGACAGAAUUCCUUUUUUCCAUAAAGAGACUUUGUGAGGCUAUAGAAAAAGCAAAGCAAAGAAACCCUUUAAGAUACGUUUACAAAAUCUAUUUCCCCCCAAGUACUUGGAGGUUCAUGUUUACUUGAAUUUUCUUUUUUUUAACAAUCUGUUUGAAGUUUUUUGUUUUGUUUUUGUUUCUGUUUCAUUUUGUUUUGUUCUUUGCUUCUGAUACAAGAAGUGUACACCAGAGUGGAGUUUCUUCAUGCUGAGUGAGAUUGACUUUUCCACGCUGUGGUUCUGUCCUUUGGCAAAUUUUUAAUGACAGAAUGCUCGCACAAAUGGCGAAUGAGUUUUUUGCAUAGGUACGUGUUUCGAAAGUGAAUUCUGGAGGAAGUAACCCUCCUCCAAAUAACAUGGGUCAGGCCACUGUUCGUAAUUCACAAUCACAAGCUCUAUGUCUGUCAAAAGUUCCUGGGCUUCUUUUAUGCCUGGAUCUAAUAUUUAACGUCAUAAUGUAUCUCUGAUCAAACUGUGCUCAUUGUGUAUUCAUGAGUAGUAAUUUUGGGUUGCUGGGCCUAUGUUUAAGCCGUAAAUCAGGUUAAUAGCUGGGUCUGGACUGUGUUAUUUUAUCCCUUAAGUAGGUAGCCUGUGUAAUUGGAAACUUUCGUUGCUUUGGUGUGUAGUAGUCAUAGAGAUUUUUAUUUAAUUAGAAGAACAGUCUCAGUUUUAGGAAUCUGACAACCUCUAGUGUGGUCCUAUAACUGUUAGUUUUGCCACUGUCAACAAAUAUAGUGUACGUUAAAAACGUUUUUGUUACAAUACUUAUUUUCUGACUGUACCAAAUUCCAUUGUAUGUUUCUCUUUGCACUUCUAACCUUAUUUUCCAGCAGUGUGUGUUUAUUUUUCCUUUGUUAAAAAAGAAAAUUGCAUGUCACAUUUUGUAGGUACUGUAACUUUAUUGUCAAUGUUCAAGUAUCGUUGCAUUAUGAUGCCUGUUCCUAACAUUUCAUUAUGUAGAAAGGGUUUUUUGUUUUUAUUCUUCAGUUUUUAGUUUUGCUUUUAUUUGCAUUAAUUUAAAAAAGGGAUUCUUCUUGCACAGUUGUUCAAAGACAAAAAAUGAUUGGAAAUUUUAACCUCUGUUUUGCAGAUACUAUUUUAUAGUUCAAAAUACAGGAGAGAGAAAAGGAGAAGAAAAAAAUGUAGAAAGCCUAUUGAUAAAUGCUUAGUUGAAGUACUGUUUAUAAGUUGAGGGACAGCAGUUAUAUAUUUUUUUAAAGAGAGAGGCCAGAGUUGGACUUCAGCGGUACGCUUGAAACUGAUCGGUACUGUUGCAACGUGGAUUUUUCUGUACUAAAAAAGUCACUUUGUAUCAAAACAAAAAGUUAAAGAAACUGAGUAUUGUGUUUAAAUAAAGGUCAAUUUCUAUAAGUUGA
This is a messenger RNA of Eublepharis macularius, 8094 nucleotides long. It is a transcript of the gene DLG5, whose product is annotated as discs large MAGUK scaffold protein 5. The record is from RefSeq and is a predicted model, not a curated record. Lineage: Eukaryota; Metazoa; Chordata; Lepidosauria; Squamata; Eublepharidae. Bases 353 to 6490 code for a protein of 2045 amino acids. Gene Ontology annotation, molecular function: protein binding. The transcript is spliced from 33 exons.